UCUUUCUGCGCUUCUAUUCAAAAUGGCCAGCAGACCAAUCACGUAUGAUGCUUAUUCGGAAACCAUUCGCAUUGGUUCGAUAUCCAGGAGCUAGCGAACCUUCAUUAUUUUCAAUGCAAUUUCAAUGUCAGCUUUUGAUUGAAAACGUGAAUGUGCGCACUGAGAGCCGGUGUCGGACUCAGCAUAAACCAAACGUAUCAGUGCCAGUACAUCCAGUUACGAAGGGCACGCUCUCGGUCCUCCACGGUGUCUAACAUAUCCAGUCAAUAGUUGGAUACGAGUGUUCGAGCAUUCGGUCAAUUGGGACUUUUCGGUGGUAAUUCCAACAAGAGCACGAUCAACCGUGUCCUGGCGUCAUGAAAUCGAUACAUUGCGUUCACAAAUGCCGCUAUACGGAUCGAUGUGACUCGAGGGGUCGUAAUUGACAAUAUCUCCGUGCUUUUCAAGUGCUGUGUAUUUGUCCAUUUUACCCGAAAACGCAUUACAGUGCUGAAAUACACGCAUUGGCGGCCGUCCGACAGGUUUCUCAAACUUGGUCUCCUUGUUAUAGAUAGAAGUUGCUCCACCCGGUCAAGGUCAAGGUCAACGAAGUGGAGUGGGCAGGACCUUUCGAAAGUCUAGAGCUCGGGAUAUAGAGCAGGGAAGCAACUCAUUUCGGCCAGCACACAACCAUCGAUUCACAAACCCCUCCCGAGAGACCCGAAAGAUUCUAUCGGGUGUCUCGCUUGGACCGUAAAAGAAGAAAGAAUUUCGGAAGCUGUAAAAUACACACUUCUUUCCUUCCUUCCUUCUAUAGAUAGGUACUUGGGUUCAUGCGCAGCAUACAGGGCUCCAACUCCUUUGUUGGAAACUGCGUUCCAGUGAUUAGACUCGCCGAGAUCACAUCUACAGUUGGAAGUGACAAUCAAAUGUGGUGUGGUGGUCCCUUGCACUAGCCCUGAAGGAAAAGUUGGUAUCAUCAGCCGAGAACCCCAAAUUCGCUGGCGAUUUUAAAUUGAACUUUGUUUUCCGGGUCGUUCCAGGAAGCACCUCGUAUCCUUUAAUCCUUUUCGACCAUGACUGUUCCGAACCCGGACUCGGUAUAAAACCCCCUCCACUUCGGUCAUUUAAUGAUCUUUUAGGCUCUUUUUUUAGCUAAAAACCGAAGCCCUCUCGUUCAGAAUGUUUAACAACGCUCAGAUUCCCGAGGACGAUGAAGAAAUGGACGAGCUUUCAGGCGAGGAAAUUGCGGACCAUUUCAAGGAGAUCGUAGUCGACGGCAGCGAAAGGCUCUAUCACGCUAGCGCUACGGCUCCUUACCCUUUUCCGGUGGACACUCCAGAACAAAAAAGAGUCAAAAAGGAACACGAGCUCCUCAAAUUCCUACUUGGAAGUAACCUAAACGGUACUAUUUCCCAAGCCUUAAUCCCCACUUCGUCGAGACAGAGAGUCGUAGUCGAUUUGGGAACUGGUCCCGGUCAAUGGCCCAAAGAAAUGGCAGACGCUUUCUCUCACGUCACUUUUCAUGGUCUAGACAUAGUUCCUAUCGCUCCACGAGUUGGUCUCCCGGAUAACGUUCAUUUUGAAAUUCACGAUAUCAAUGAACCAACCCGAUUUCUCAAUGGCUCCAUCGAUGUUGUCCACGCUCGCUCAAUCUCAUUGACAGUUAGAGACUACCGAACUAUCAUUAGGGAGGCCGCAAGACUUCUUCGACCCGGAGGAGUAUUUUUCUCCGGCGAGUGGCGGAGAUAUCCUACCUUCGACCCUGCGAUCUACCCAAACAACGUCACCACACCGUAUAUCAACGCUCCCGGACUCACCCGUUUCUUCGAUCAAUGGAACGAAAUACUCUAUCAACGGUUAGGUAUCCGUCCAGACGUGGAACGGGAAAUACCACAGUUGAUCGUUGAUUCCAGGUUUUUCACGAAUGUGACUCCUUAUGCGGCGUUUAUGCCGAUUGGAGAUUAUCGUUUUGAGUUGCCGAUGAAACAGGCUGGGAGGGCGUAUAGGGAUUGUAUGAGUAGGUAUAUGGAAUCUUCGAGGCGCCUUUUUUUGGAUAGUGGGUGGAGUAACGCGAGUCUUGAUACGAUGUUUUUGAAUGCCGCACAGAAUAUGAGAUUUGUGGAGGGGUUGGGGGGGGUGUAUUAUACUGUGACUGCCAUCAGAGUUUAG
Molecule: messenger RNA, 2151 nt
Organism: Marasmius oreades (fairy-ring Marasmius)
Lineage: Eukaryota; Fungi; Basidiomycota; Agaricomycetes; Agaricales; Marasmiaceae
Exons: 10
Coding region: 1162-2151 (329 amino acids)
Molecular function (GO): methyltransferase activity
Source: RefSeq, a predicted model, not a curated record